AUGGAUAAUAUAAGCUCUGUUAAAUUCACUCUGAUGGAACCCCAAAACUCUAAAUCAUACAGGCAUGUUUAUUUCACCUGCUUUCUGGCUCUUUAUAUCACAAUACUGUUUCUGAACAUUUGGCUCAGCGUUGUUAUUGUUUUGGACAGAGCUCUUCAUGAACCAAUGUACAUUUUUCUGUGCAAUUUAUGUAUAAAUGGAAUAUAUAGAGCCAUGGGUUUCUAUCCUAAAUUUCUGCAUGAUUUAAUACUGGAUUCAUAUGUGAUUCCUCCUAACAUGUGUGUAAUACAAACUUUUGAGAUUUACAGUUCAGUUAUGUGUGAAUAUUGUACAUUAACAGUGAUGGCAUAUGACAGACACGUGGCCAUAUGCAAACCGUUGAACUAUCAUACAAAGAUGAACAGAUUUUCUUGCUUUAUAUUACUUGCUUUCUGUUGGACUGUGCCAUGUAUUACGGUGUUUAUUGGUGUUUCCUUAUCAAGGAGGUUGGCAUUGUGUAAAUAUCAUAUUGAUAAAUUGUAUUGUGACAACUGGUCUAUGGUAAAGCUCUCCUGUGAAUCAACUGUUAUUAAUAACGUUUAUGGAUUUGUUUUUAUUGUAUUUUAUCUUGGCCUUUUCGUUGUAAUUUUGGUGUCCUAUAUAAAACUUGCAGUUGCAUGUAAAGCAUCAUUAGAGUGCAGAAGGAAGUUUUGGCAGACAUGUCUUCCUCAUCUGUUUUCAUUGGUUAAUUUUAAUGUUGCAAUGCUGUUUGAUAUGAUGUACAGCAGAUACGGCUCAAGUGAUUUUCCUGAGGAUCUCCGUAAUUUUUUGGCUUUAGAGAUCAUUAUAGUGCCACCUCUCCUCAAUCCUGUAAUCUACGUUUUAAAACUCAAAGAGGUUCGCAAAAGAGUCUUAAAGUUAUAUGUUCUUUAG
This is a messenger RNA of Triplophysa dalaica, 912 nucleotides long. RefSeq names its product olfactory receptor 52D1-like. Lineage: Eukaryota; Metazoa; Chordata; Actinopteri; Cypriniformes; Nemacheilidae. Bases 1 to 912 code for a protein of 303 amino acids. The transcript has a single exon. Gene Ontology annotation, cellular component: membrane. The record is from RefSeq and is a predicted model, not a curated record. Gene Ontology annotation, molecular function: olfactory receptor activity; G protein-coupled receptor activity. Gene Ontology annotation, biological process: G protein-coupled receptor signaling pathway.